Molecule: messenger RNA, 805 nt
Organism: Phasianus colchicus (ring-necked pheasant)
Lineage: Eukaryota; Metazoa; Chordata; Aves; Galliformes; Phasianidae
Source: RefSeq, a predicted model, not a curated record
UGAGAAGAGCUUCAGGAGCAGUUCUCAGCUCGAUUACCACGAGCGCAUCCACUCGGACAACAGACCCUACAAGUGCCCUGAGUGUGAGAAGGGCUUCAGAAGCAGUUCCAACCUGCUGAUCCAUGAGCGCAUCCACACUGGAGAGAGGCCGUUCAAAUGCUCUGAAUGUUCAAAGGGCUUCAAAAGAAGAUCCCACCUUGUGAUCCAUCAGCGGGUUCACACAGGAGAAAGACCCUACAAGUGCCCAGAGUGUGGGAAGGGCUACAAAACCAGUUCUCACCUCAUGACCCAUCAGCGCAUCCAUACGGGAGACAGACCCUACAAAUGUUCCAUUUGUGGAAAGGGCUACAAGAGCAGUUUUGAGUUCAAAUGCCACCAGCGUAUCCACACAGGAGAAAGACCUUACAAGUGUUCUGAGUGUGCAAAAGACUAUAAAACUAGUUACCAACUCAUGAUCCACCAGCGUAUCCACACCGGAGAAAGACCUUACAAGUGCCCUGAGUGUGCAAAGGGCUUCAAAAGCAAAUCUCAACUCAUGGUCCACCAGCGCAUCCACACAGGGGAAAAACGCUACAAGUGUCCUGAGUGUGCAAAAGCCUUCAGAAGCAGUUCCCAAGUCAUGAUUCACCAGCGUACCCACAGGGCACAGAAACCCUACAAAUGCUGUGAGUGUGAGGAGAGCUUCAGGAGCAACUCUGACCUCAUCUCCCACCUGCACAUCCACACAGGAGACAAACUCUAUAUAUGUGAUGAGUGUGGGAAGGGCUACAAAAGGAGUUCCAUGCUGCUCUCCCACCUUCACAUC